AUGGCGGCUCGUAGAGCGCCCGCGCGCAUGCCGCAUGGCCGUUCACCACCACUCAACGCCGCCGAAGUGCAGCACCAGCACCAGGCAGCCCAGGCAGCCCAGGCAGCCCAGGCCGCCCAAUCAGCACAGCAGUCCCAGCCGCAGGAUGCGCUGUCGGUGCUGCUCGUCACCGCGGGCUACGACCAUACCAUCCGCUUCUGGGAGGCUUGGUCGGGCAUCUGCUCGCGCACCAUCCAGCAUCCAGACUCGCAGGUCAACCGACUCUCCAUCAGCCCCGACAAGCGCUUCCUCGCCGCGGCGGCCAACACGCACAUCCGUCUGUACGACUGCUCGAUAGCCUCGCCCGCGAGCAUUGCUGCCGCCAACGGUGGGGGUGCCAACGCCAAUGUCGGCGCUCCGGCACAACCCAUCGCCACGCUCGAGGGGCAUCAGGGCAACGUGACGGGCAUCGCGUGGCAUUGCGACAUGCAGUGGCUCGUGUCCGGCGGCGAAGAUGGCCUGCUCAAGAUCUGGGAUCUGCGCACAUCCAGAGCCACGCGCAUAUACGAUCACAGGGGUCCCGUGAACGAUGUUGUCGUGCAUCCCAACCAGGGAGAGCUCGUGAGCUGCGACCAGAACGGCAGCGUCAAAGUGUGGGACUUGGGCCAGAAUGGAUGUAGCCAUGAACUGGUGCCCGAAGAAGGCGUACCUAUUCGAUCCGUCACCGUUGCUGCGGAUGGAAGCUGUCUCGUUGCGGGCAACAAUACCGGCAAGGUGUACGUCUGGAGAUUCGUCAACGGCUCCUACGAGCCACACCAGCAGAUCGCACCGCCUUCGCCAGCAGCCGCAGGAGACUUCACAGAGCUUCAGCCGGUUACCACGUUCCAGGCGCACGAAAAGUACCUCACGCGUGUCCUGCUCAGUCCCGACGUUAGACACUUGGCGACGUGUUCGGCGGAUGCGACGGUCAAGAUCUGGUCUACGUCGCGCUACGAGUUUGCGCUCGAAAAGACGCUGGUGGGCCACCAGCGCUGGGUGUGGGAUGCGGCGUUCAGUGCGGACUCGGCCUACCUCGUCACCGCGUCGUCGGACCAUGUGGCGCGGCUGUGGGAGCUGGCGUCGGGCGAGACGGUGCGCCAGUACAACGGACACCACCGUGCCGCCGUGUGCGUCGCACUCAACGACGCCUCGCUCGGCGGACCGUGA
Messenger RNA from Moesziomyces aphidis, 1185 nucleotides. The record is from the annotation of a GenBank genome assembly. Lineage: Eukaryota; Fungi; Basidiomycota; Ustilaginomycetes; Ustilaginales; Ustilaginaceae.